Suillus subaureus is the source of this 1401-nucleotide messenger RNA. RefSeq lists its product as uncharacterized. The transcript is spliced from 2 exons. Bases 1 to 1401 code for a protein of 466 amino acids. Gene Ontology annotation, biological process: mitochondrial respiratory chain complex III assembly. Lineage: Eukaryota; Fungi; Basidiomycota; Agaricomycetes; Boletales; Suillaceae. The record is from RefSeq and is a predicted model, not a curated record. Gene Ontology annotation, cellular component: mitochondrion.
AUGGAGCUCGAGUUUGCUCGGAAGGUCUCCAUGUCUUCACAACAACUUCUCGUGCGUCAAGUUGUUCGUUCAGCCCACCAAACCAGGGCGUAUGGCAAAGUCAGGGGAGAUUUUCCUUUAAAAGUGCAUAGAAAUGUGCGCGUAAUUUCAUCUUCAGUGACGCGCUCGGCAGCAGCUGCUCCGAAACUGAAACCGACACCGACAUCAACGCCUCCCCCUCCAUCUUUUGAGCCUGCACCACAGCGGGAGCAAUCAUGGUUGACCACGAGAGUCAAGGCAUCUCCACUCCUUUUCUCAAUAUUCCUCUCUGUAGCACGCGUUCUUGGCUAUGGCUCGCCGCAACAGUUCGCUAAUCGACGUGCGCUGGUCUUGUACAACACCCUAUGUGCCACGCGUGCUGACGAAACGCCUGUAUUUUGGAGAGAAGAAUGCUCUCUUCCGCCAACUUUCCAGUCCUGGUUUACAAUCACGAACCUGCAUGUCUGGCUGCUUACUGUCCGACUCCGUGCUCUCCCUGCACCACACGGGACACAACAUGUGCAAGGGCUCAUUGACCACUUCUUUCAAGACGUCGAGGAACGCUUGCGCGCUGUUCUCCAACCAGGUGUCUUACCUCCUCGUCCUUCAUCGCCACAUUUAUCUAGUACUGCUGAGGAUGGUUCACACUAUCCGCAUAGCUCCUUUUAUACCACGCCUACUCCCCUUGCGCCCAAAAGUACCUUUCCUUCAACCAAAGCCUACCAAGAGGCCGUAAAACUUCAGAAUCGCUCUCGUGCACCAGAAAAGUUGAUCAUUAGGCAGAUGAAAAUUCUAAAAGAGCAAUGGGCUGGGAUGGGAAUGAGUUUGGACCUUGGCCUCGUAAGGGGAGAUGCUGAGAUGGCUGCGGCAGUUUGGAGGAAUUUAUUAGGUGCACGGGGUGCAAGUGGGAUUGGGCUGAGCCAAGAGGGUACCGGCAGCGGUUAUCGGAGAGCGGUUAACCUAGUUGGUGGACUUGUCGAGGAUGUGAGAAAGGUGGACGUAGAUAAGGAAGAGUUGAAGGACGACAACAGUGGUGUGCAUGACUUUGCACCUUCGGAAAAUGACCGGUAUGUGUAUUAUUCCCUUCUGGCCUUUCCUCAACGCGCGUGCGACAAUGCUGUCUCUAGUGUGCCCACCCGUGGCACUUGCGCUAUAAAGCAUCCAUUAUCUCGUUCAUAUUAUUCCUUGCUAAUUGUUACUUACUCCAGAUAUAUCGGGUAUCCAGAGCUGAUGGUCACACUCGUCUCUUACAUCCGCCGUGAAAUUUUACGACUGGAGCGUCUCGACGACAGUGUCAUCAUGGGACCACGGCGUGUCGGAUGUGAGGGUGAAGGCGUUCAGGACUUGAGAUGGGGAGACGUUCAAAACAAUGUGCGGAGGUGA